Molecule: messenger RNA, 1603 nt
Organism: Tyto alba (common barn owl)
Lineage: Eukaryota; Metazoa; Chordata; Aves; Strigiformes; Tytonidae
Gene: RAPSN
Product: receptor associated protein of the synapse
Exons: 8
Coding region: 234-1496 (420 amino acids)
Biological process (GO): chemical synaptic transmission
Cellular component (GO): synapse
Molecular function (GO): protein-membrane adaptor activity; acetylcholine receptor binding
Source: RefSeq, a predicted model, not a curated record
GGCACUGAGGGAGUCCUAGCAAGCGGGACGUUUGCCUGGUGGAUUUGGGAUUCUACCUUCAGUGCUGAGCAACCACUUCUUGCCAUUGCCUACCACAACUCCAGCCCUCUGAGAUGGCCGGGCUUUUAUGGCUCCAAGUUUUCUGAGCACACAACCCGCCCUCCUCUAUUAGGGCAUUUUAUGUUGUGUUCUCAUCUAUGCACUUCCUUUUUGCUGUCCUUAGAGGUUAGUGUAUGAGGCUUUUUAAUGCAUGGGAGAUGGGUCAGGACCAGACAAAGCAACAGAUAGAGAAAGGACUCCAUCUUUACCAGUCUAAUCAGACCGAAAAGGCCCUGCGAGUCUGGAGGAGGGUUUUGGAGAAGUCUGCGGAUCCUGCUGGCAGGUUUCGGGUUUUGGGUUGCCUCAUCACUGCUCAUGCAGAGAUGGGCAGAUACAAAGAUAUGCUGAAGUUUGCAGUGGUACAGAUUGACACAGCACGGGAGCUGGAGGACCCAGAUUACCUUACAGAGAGCUACCUAAACCUGGCUCGCAGCAAUGAGAAACUCUGUGAAUUCCAGAAAACAAUCUCUUACUGUAAGACGUGCCUGAACAUGCAGGGUACCACGGUGAGCCUGCAGCUGAACGGCCAGGUGAGCCUCAGCAUGGGCAAUGCCUUCUUGGGCCUCAGCAUUUUCCAGAAGGCUUUGGAGUGCUUUGAGAAAGCCUUACGCUACGCACACAACAACGAUGACAAGAUGCUGGAGUGUCGAGUCUGCUGCAGCCUCGGGAACUUCUACGCCCAGAUAAAGGACUACGAGAAAGCCUUGUUCUUCCCAUGUAAAGCAGCUGAGCUGGUGAAUGAUUAUGGAAAGGGCUGGAGCUUGAAGUACCGUGCAAUGAGCCAGUAUCACAUGGCGGUGGCCUAUCGGAAGCUGGGGCGCUUGGCAGAUGCUAUGGACUGCUGUGAGGAGUCCAUGAAGAUUGCCCUGCAGCACGGUGACCGGCCUCUGCAGGCGCUGUGCCUGCUGUGCUUUGCAGAUAUUCACCGCAGUCGCAAAGACGUGCAGACAGCCUUUCCUCGGUACGAUUCCUCCAUGAGCAUCAUGACAGAGAUUGGCAACCGCCUGGGCCUGACCCAGGUGCUGCUAGGUGUGACUAAGUGCUGGAUGAUCCAGAAGGAGCUGGACAAGGCUCUGGAAAGCAUUGAAAAGGCACAGGAGCUGGCAGAGGGACUAGGGAACAAGCUUGGCCUGCUGAAGCUCCACUGCCUGUGUGAAAGGAUCUAUCGCACAAAGGGGCAGCAGCGAGAAUUGCGUGACCAUGUAGUGAAGUUCCAUGAGUGCGUGGAGGAGAUGGAGCUGUACUGUGGCAUGUGUGGAGAGUCCAUUGGGGAGAAGAACAACCAGCUCCAGGCGCUGCCUUGCUCCCACUUCUUCCACUUAAAGUGCCUCCAGACCAACGGGACCCGGGGCUGCCCCAACUGCCGCCGGUUGUCGGUGAAGCCCGGCUACGUCUGACCCGCCGCUCCCGGGGCCCCUCAGCCUGGGCCUGGCGAGGAGAGAGGGACACACAUCCGCGGCCCCUCUCUCUCUCUCCCUCCCUCCCUCCCUCCUCCCUCCUCUGU